Molecule: messenger RNA, 2488 nt
Organism: Cricetulus griseus (Chinese hamster)
Lineage: Eukaryota; Metazoa; Chordata; Mammalia; Rodentia; Cricetidae
Source: RefSeq, a predicted model, not a curated record
GUUAGCGUGCAGUCAGACCCCAGCCACAGCUCAGCGAGGGAAAAGGACUCCCAGCGCGAGCGAGCCGGUUCUCCGCCUCUGCCUGGUGGGUCCCGGGAUCGAACUCAGUUCGCCAGGAUCGGCGGCAGUCCCCUUGACUUUCUGAGCGGUCUCGCCAGCUCCAGACAGACUUUUGACAAGCACGCUAGGCCCCGUCCCUCACGCACUGCGCAACCUCUGCGCCUCCCUCAUCGCCCUUAGAACUUCGUCGAGCGGCAGUGACGCGAGGCGGCCGCCGGAAGUGUCGCUAAGUGUUGUGCGACUCGGUCUGUACUGCGAGGGGCCUGGACCCGGAGCGAUACCGCUAUGUCGAUCGAAAUCGAGUCUUCCGAUUUCCAAGUCCUUUGGAACCUUGAUUCUGUGACUUUCGCAAUUAAGUGGAAAGUGGGCAGUAAAAGGACUAAGUUGUGUGAUUCGUCUUAUCAUGCAGUACUUGAAGGAGAACAGUUUACAUCGGGCAUUGGCCACCUUGCAGGAGGAGACUACUGUCUCUCUUAAUACUGUGGACAGCAUUGAAAGUUUUGUGGCUGAUAUUAAUAGUGGCCAUUGGGACACUGUUUUACAGGCUAUCCAGUCUCUGAAAUUGCCAGACAAAACCCUUAUUGAUCUCUAUGAACAGGUUGUUUUGGAAUUGAUAGAACUUCGUGAAUUGGGUGCUGCUAGGUCACUUCUGAGACAGACAGACCCCAUGAUUAUGUUGAAGCAAACACAACCAGAGCGCUAUAUUCAUCUGGAAAACCUCUUGGCCAGGUCCUACUUUGAUCCUCGUGAGGCAUAUCCCGAUGGAAGUAGCAAAGAGAAAAGGAGAGCAGCAAUUGCCCAGGCAUUAGCUGGGGAAGUCAGUGUGGUGCCUCCAUCUCGUCUCAUGGCAUUGCUGGGACAGGCGUUGAAGUGGCAGCAGCACCAGGGAUUGCUUCCUCCUGGUAUGACCAUAGAUUUGUUUCGAGGCAAAGCAGCUGUCAAAGAUGUGGAGGAAGAAAAGUUUCCCACGCAACUGAGCAGGCAUAUUAAGUUUGGUCAGAAAUCCCAUGUGGAAUGUGCUAGGUUUUCUCCAGAUGGUCAGUAUCUGGUCACCGGAUCUGUUGAUGGAUUUAUUGAAGUGUGGAACUUCACUACAGGAAAAAUCAGGAAGGAUCUAAAGUACCAGGCCCAGGAUAACUUCAUGAUGAUGGAUGAUGCUGUCCUCUGCAUGUGUUUCAGCAGAGAUACUGAAAUGUUAGCCACUGGGGCCCAAGAUGGAAAGAUUAAGGUGUGGAAGAUUCAGAGUGGACAGUGUUUAAGAAGAUUUGAAAGGGCACAUAGUAAAGGUGUCACCUGUCUAAGCUUUUCUAAGGAUAGCAGUCAGAUCCUUAGUGCAUCUUUUGAUCAAACAAUAAGAAUUCAUGGUUUAAAAUCUGGAAAAACACUGAAGGAAUUUCGAGGUCAUUCCUCCUUUGUUAACGAGGCAACAUUUACACAAGAUGGACAUUACAUUAUCAGUGCAUCUUCUGAUGGCACUGUGAAGAUCUGGAAUAUGAAGACCACAGAAUGUUCAAAUACCUUUAAAUCCUUAGGCAGUACUGCAGGGACAGAUAUUACUGUCAAUAGCGUGAUUCUGCUUCCUAAAAACCCAGAGCACUUUGUUGUGUGCAACCGAUCAAACACAGUGGUCAUCAUGAACAUGCAGGGGCAGAUUGUCAGAAGCUUCAGUUCUGGUAAAAGAGAAGGUGGUGACUUUGUUUGCUGUGCGCUCUCCCCUCGUGGUGAGUGGAUCUACUGUGUUGGGGAGGACUUUGUGCUCUACUGCUUCAGCACAGUCACUGGCAAGCUGGAGAGAACACUGACGGUCCAUGAGAAGGAUGUGAUUGGAAUUGCACACCACCCCCAUCAGAACCUGAUUGCCACCUACAGUGAAGAUGGACUCUUGAAGCUCUGGAAACCAUAAGUCAUCAUUUACAGUGCAGCCAGGGAGCAUGUACUUAAAAAGGAGUGUUCAUGUAUUGCUUUUGCUUUUUCAUGUCUGCCUUUGUUAUCAAAGAUACUGUCUGAAUGAGUACAUUGUUUAAACCAUAGAUAAAGCUUUUUUUUUUUUUUUUUUUUUUUUUUUGAAGAGACAGGGUUUCUCUGUAAUCCUGGCUGUCUCGGAACUCUCUGUAGAGCAGGGUAGCCUUGAACUCAGAGAUCCAUCUGCCUGCCUCUCAAAUGUUGGGACUAAAGGUGUGCGCAAUCACCACCACCCGGCUUCCUUUUAAAGACAUUAGUUAUCUUCUAACUGGGGCAGUCAUUUAAUGUUUUCACUAAUCUUCUGCCAAAAGACUUGUUAUUUCUAAAGGAAAAACUUAUUUCAAAUGCUAAUUAAAACCCAUGUCCUAGCAUAAAAUGUGUAAAUAUGUCUUUAUGCCAUAUUCAGUAGCUGUGGGUUUUUUUUUAAAUUUUUAAUAAACUUAAUACCUUUCUGAACCUUUCUGAA